Molecule: messenger RNA, 1959 nt
Organism: Terrapene triunguis (Three-toed box turtle)
Lineage: Eukaryota; Metazoa; Chordata; Testudines; Emydidae
Gene: KCND3
Product: potassium voltage-gated channel subfamily D member 3
Exons: 7
Coding region: 1-1959 (652 amino acids)
Biological process (GO): potassium ion export across plasma membrane; protein homooligomerization
Cellular component (GO): voltage-gated potassium channel complex; membrane; neuronal cell body
Molecular function (GO): protein binding; A-type (transient outward) potassium channel activity
Source: RefSeq, a predicted model, not a curated record
AUGGCGGCAGGCGUAGCAGCAUGGUUGCCCUUUGCCAGGGCAGCUGCCAUAGGAUGGAUGCCAGUGGCCAACUGCCCUAUGCCAUUGGCCCCAACUGAGAAAAACAAGAGGCAGGAUGAGCUGAUCAUUCUGAAUGUGAGUGGGAGGCGCUUCCAGACCUGGAGGACUACACUGGAGAGGUACCCGGACACGCUCCUGGGCAGCACAGAAAAGGAGUUCUUCUUCAAUGAAGACACCAAGGAAUACUUUUUUGACCGGGACCCUGAAGUCUUUAGGUGCAUUUUAAACUUUUACAGAACUGGCAAGCUGCAUUACCCAAGGUAUGAGUGCAUCUCUGCCUAUGACGAGGAGCUUGCCUUCUAUGGGAUCCUACCUGAAAUCAUUGGGGACUGCUGCUAUGAAGAGUACAAAGACAGGAAGCGGGAAAACGCUGAGCGGCUGAUGGAUGACAAUGACUCAGAGAACAACCAAGAAGGGUCCAUGCCGUCUUUGAACCUCCGGCAGACCAUGUGGCGAGCCUUCGAAAACCCCCACACCAGCACCUUAGCCUUAGUGUUCUACUACGUCACUGGCUUCUUUAUUGCGGUCUCAGUGAUCACUAACGUGGUGGAAACUGUUCCAUGUGGCACAGUGCCUGGGAACAAGGAGCUUCCAUGUGGGGAGAGGUACGCCGUGGCUUUCUUCUGCUUGGACACAGCUUGCGUUAUGAUUUUCACUGUUGAGUACCUUAUGAGGCUCUUUGCAGCCCCGAGUCGCUACAGGUUCAUGAGGAGUGUCAUGAGCAUCAUCGAUGUGGUGGCCAUCAUGCCCUAUUACAUUGGCUUGGUGAUGACCAACAAUGAGGACGUCAGCGGAGCCUUUGUAACACUAAGGGUUUUCAGGGUUUUCAGGAUUUUCAAGUUCUCACGCCAUUCCCAAGGCUUAAGAAUCCUGGGCUACACGCUGAAGAGCUGUGCCUCGGAGCUUGGCUUUCUUCUCUUUUCCCUCACUAUGGCAAUCAUCAUCUUUGCUACUGUGAUGUUUUAUGCAGAGAAAGGGUCUUCAGCCAGCAAAUUCACCAGCAUACCAGCUUCUUUUUGGUACACUAUUGUAACCAUGACAACCCUUGGUUAUGGUGACAUGGUGCCCAAGACGAUUGCUGGAAAGAUAUUUGGCUCCAUUUGCUCGCUGAGCGGAGUGCUGGUCAUUGCUCUGCCUGUCCCAGUUAUUGUUUCCAAUUUCAGCCGAAUUUAUCAUCAGAAUCAGAGAGCUGACAAGCGAAGAGCACAAAAGAAAGCCCGGCUGGCACGGAUACGAGUGGCCAAAACAGGCAGUUCCAGUGCUUAUCUUCACAGCAAACGCAACGGCCUGCUGAACGCAGCCUUGGAGCUGACGGGAUCUAGUGAUGAUGAGCAGCACAUCAGCAAAUCCACCUCGCUGAUCGAAAGCCAACAUCACCACCUGCUGCACUGCCUGGAAAAAACAACUGGAUUGUCCUAUCUUGUGGAUGAUCCCCUGUUAUCUGUACGAACUUCCACCAUCAAGAACCAUGAGUUCAUAGAUGAGCAGCUGUUUGAGCAGAACUGCAUGGAUAACUCAAUGCAGAAUUACCCCUCCACUCGCAGCCCCUCAUUGUCGAGUAACAAUGGCGGGUCCACCUCCUGUUGUUCUCGACGCAACAAGAAGACGACUCAUCUUCCCAACUCCAACGUGCCAGCCACUCGCCUGCGGAGCAUGCAGGAGCUAAGCACGAUACACAUCCAAUGCAGCGAACAGCCAUCACUUACAACAAGUCGUUCCAGUCUCAAUAUGAAAUCAGACGACGGGCUGAGACCGAACUGCAAAACCUCCCACCUCACGACAGCCAUCAUCACUAUUCCUACCCCACCGGCACUGACACCAGAAGGAGAGAGCAGCCCUCACCCCACUACGAACAUUUCCACCACAUGCAGCAACAUAGUCAAGGUCUCUGCCUUGUAA